Microcebus murinus (gray mouse lemur) is the source of this 1601-nucleotide messenger RNA. It is a transcript of the gene CDC50B, whose product is annotated as transmembrane protein 30B. Gene Ontology annotation, biological process: phospholipid translocation. Gene Ontology annotation, cellular component: endoplasmic reticulum; Golgi apparatus; plasma membrane. The record is from RefSeq and is a predicted model, not a curated record. NCBI's taxonomy places the organism in Eukaryota, Metazoa, Chordata, Mammalia, Primates, Cheirogaleidae.
GGCCGCCAGGUGCGGUAACGAGCACGCGCACGGCUCACCUCGGAAGGGGCGGGGCGCGGUGCGGCUCGCGGUUACCGCCGGGGCGGGGCGGCCCGGAUCACCUGGGCCGAGGCGGAACUGAGGGGUCCGGUCACCGCACGUAGGACCUGGAACUAAGACUCACCUGUGCGGGAGGCGGAGGCGGGGCCAGCGCAAAAGACUCACCUGAGCCGGAGGGAAACCGGGCCUGGGAGGAGCCCGGGGCUCGCCCAGCGCGAAGCGAGAGGCGUCCCGCGGCUGGCCCGGGACAACGCUCCGUCCGGGCGUCCGUCCCCGCGCGGCCGCCAUGACCUGGAGCGCCACGGCCCGGGGCGCCCACCAGCCCGACAACACCGCGUUCACGCAGCAGCGCCUCCCGGCCUGGCAGCCGCUGCUGUCCGCCAGCAUCGCGCUGCCGCUCUUCUUCUGCGCGGGCCUGGCCUUCAUCGGCCUGGGCCUGGGCCUCUACUACUCCUCCAACGGCAUCAAGGAGCUCGAGUACGACUACACCGGCAACCCGGGCACCGGCAACUGCUCGGUGUGCGCCGUGGCCGGCGAGGGCCGCGCGCCGCCGCCCAACUGCUCGUGCGCCUGGUACUUCUCGCUGCCCGAGCUCUUCCAGGGCCCCGUGUACCUCUACUACGAGCUGACCAACUUCUACCAGAACAACCGGCGCUACGGCGUGUCCCGCGACGACGAGCAGCUGAGCGGGCUGGCCAGCGCGCUGCGCCACCCGACCAACGAGUGCGCCCCCUACCAGCGCAGCGCGGCCGGCCUGCCCAUCGCGCCCUGCGGCGCCAUCGCCAACAGCCUCUUCAACGACUCCUUCUCCGUGUGGCACCAGCGCGUGCCCGGCGGGCCCUACGUCGAGGUGCCGCUCGACCGCACCGGCAUCGCCUGGUGGACCGACUACCACGUCAAGUUCCGCAACCCGCCGCUGGUGAACGGCAGCCUGGCGCUGGCCUUCCGCGGCACGGCGCCCCCGCCCAACUGGCACCGGCCGGUCUACAAGCUCAGCUCCGACCCCAACAACACCGGCUUCAUCAACCAGGACUUCGUGGUGUGGAUGCGCACGGCCGCGCUGCCCACCUUCCGCAAGCUGUACGCGCGCAUCCGCCAGGGCAACUACUCGGCCGGGCUGCCGCGGGGCGCCUACCGCGUCAACAUCACCUACAACUACCCGGUGCGCGCGUUCGGCGGCCACAAGCUCCUCAUCUUCAGCAGCAUCUCGUGGAUGGGCGGCAAGAACCCCUUCCUGGGUAUCGCCUACCUGGUCGUGGGCUCCCUCUGCAUCCUCACGGGCUUUGUCAUGCUGGUCAUCUACAUUCGCUACCAGGACCAGGACGACGACGACGACGACGACUGAUUCCAGCUUUACAAGGACCCUUCCUGCUGCGUGCCAAAACUAUUGCAAGCUUCUUUUGGCGUCUCCACCCCUCACCCAAUUCCAACCUUGCCACACUUUUCCUCCCGUGGUGGAUGAGGGGUCCAGAGAAAGGAAUUACCCCUUUCUCUUGGGGGCUGCUGGACUCUCUUGCUAGGGUGUUUGUAGUGCAGAGCGAAACAUGUCUUGCAAAUUGUCC